This is a messenger RNA of Chondrus crispus (carragheen), 1341 nucleotides long. RefSeq lists its product as hypothetical. Bases 1 to 1341 code for a protein of 446 amino acids. The record is from RefSeq and is a predicted model, not a curated record. Gene Ontology annotation, cellular component: mitochondrion. Gene Ontology annotation, biological process: tryptophanyl-tRNA aminoacylation. Gene Ontology annotation, molecular function: tryptophan-tRNA ligase activity; ATP binding. NCBI's taxonomy places the organism in Eukaryota, Rhodophyta, Florideophyceae, Gigartinales, Gigartinaceae. The transcript is spliced from 3 exons.
AUGGCCGGGGGUGCGUUUAUACCCUCAAAAGUCAUUUCCAAAGAGGCGCUUUCGCGAAUUCCGAGCGGUUUUGAGCCAAUAUCCGGCUGGCAAUGGCCGUGGCUUAAAGGCCGAUCAUCCCUUUCAAUUAAACUCUACCACGUCGAGGCAUGCCACCUCAGGAAAGCUGCAAUUGUGCCAUAUUGUAGCUGCAGCUCCACGAAGCAAGGUGGCACGAUGCUCGCUCCGGCAUUUACAUAUGCAAAUGCUCUAAGUAUCCGCUUACUCCGAAAAGCACAUCCCCUAUGUCGUCACCGGCGUCCACAACCUCAUAGAAUUCCCCGAGCGUCCAUCGCGUCAUACCCGUCGAAACAAGAAGCCUCCUCAGCCAAAGAGACAGAGCGACGAAAGCGCGUUUUAUCAGGCGUCCAGCCGACUGGCGCUCUCCACCUUGGCAAUUACCUCGGCGCCAUGCGGCAGUGGACAGCAAACCAGGACCUCUAUGACAAUUUUUUCUUCGUCGUUGACCUGCACGCCGUAACCACGCCGCACGACAGGAAGACUCUAUCGGACACCACUUUGUCUUCCGCCGCGAUGUACAUCGCGGCCGGUAUUGAUCCGAAGAAGAGCCGCAUUUUUGUUCAAAGCCAUGUGCGUGCUCACGCAGAGCUCACAUGGUUGUUGAAUUGCUCUACCCCCAUGGGCUGGGUCGAGCGAAUGAUCCAAUACAAGGAAAAGGCCAGAAGGCAGGGGGAGAACGUGUCGGUGGGCCUUUUCGACUACCCAGUUUUGAUGGCGGCUGAUGUUUUGUUGUAUCAAGCGGAUCUUGUUCCUGUUGGGGAAGAUCAGAGACAGCAUAUUGAGCUCGCCCGCAACAUUGCAAGAAGAUACAACGAUAUCUAUUGCAAGAAGAAGCGCCCGAGAACGUUCCGGGAGCCAAAGGCGUUGAUGCGUACCACGGGUGCUCGCGUGAUGAGUCUGGAGGACGGCACGAGUAAGAUGUCUAAGAGCGAUGAAAACGACGCCUCUAGAAUAAACCUAACAGAUCCUCCGAACGUCAUUCGGAAGAAGAUAAAAAGAUGCAAGACAGACUCGCAGGAAGGAUUGCAAUUUGACGACCCGCAACGCCCUGAAUGCAAUAAUUUGCUGGCCAUUUAUCAGAUUAUGGCGAAUAAGACGAAAGAAGAGGUGCAAAGAGAAUGUGGCGACAUGCGUUGGGGACAAUUCAAACCCCUGCUGGCGGACGCUGUAGCCGAACACAUCAGCCCAAUUCAGGACAAGUAUAACGAACUUUUGCAAGACAAGUCGUACCUCGCAUCCCGAGAUAUGGGAUUCUUGUUGCCAUCUGAUCUAGGUUAUUGA